Messenger RNA from Gongylonema pulchrum, 678 nucleotides. NCBI's taxonomy places the organism in Eukaryota, Metazoa, Nematoda, Chromadorea, Rhabditida, Gongylonematidae. The record is from the annotation of a GenBank genome assembly.
AUGUCAUCCAAUGCAAUAAUUCGGUUGCCCGUAAAGCCCUGCAAUUUGCUUGUGGAAAUGCUUUGCUGUGUGAAACACCAGAAGAUGCAAAAGCGUCGUGCUGCGUUGCAAGAAGAGCAGCAGCAGCUGCACCGAACACGUCCAAAAGAAUUGGAUGUGGAAAUUAAGCGCAAUCAGCUAUCUGAACUAGAAAAUCGGCUCAAAAGCACGCGCAGUGAACAAAAUAAAAUAUUGAAUCAAACAAUAAAGAAGCUCGAGGAGGACAUCGAUAAUAUAGUCACAGAUGCCCGUUAUACCCAGAAUCGAAUUAAUGAUGUCCGGGUUCGAAUGGACGAACGUAAUGAGCACAUUGAACAACUGCAAAACCAACGGAAUGUUGUAACGGAUGAAGUUUUCCGGAAAUUUUGUGAACGUAUAAAUAUCAGAGAUAUUCGGCAGUAUGAGCAAAGAGAAAUGCGUUUCCAUGAAGAAAUGCAAGAGCAGCUGAAAAAAUUCGAUAAUGAGUUGGAUCGUAUUCGAAACGAAUUGGAUUAUUUGAAAUCAGAAGACAAGCGAGGCAUAUCAUAUUACCUAUUUUUUACAGAUUUUCAUUUCAUUUUUUUUUUUUUUACAAAUUUCGCAUUUUUGGGCUGGAAAUUUUUGCAAAUUUUUACUCUGAUUAGCACGGAUCUGUCUUGA